Talaromyces stipitatus ATCC 10500 is the source of this 1386-nucleotide messenger RNA. Its product is annotated as gag/polymerase/env polyprotein, putative. The record is from RefSeq and is a predicted model, not a curated record. NCBI's taxonomy places the organism in Eukaryota, Fungi, Ascomycota, Eurotiomycetes, Eurotiales, Trichocomaceae. The coding region runs from base 1 to 1386 and encodes 461 amino acids. The transcript is spliced from 4 exons.
AUGUUAUCCCUUACUACACAUAUAUGGGAGGAAAUCAAACAUAAUAAAAAGGACCCUAGGAAAAAGGACUUCAAGAAGCCAGAAACCAAGACUGAUCACACAACCAAACAGCCUAAUCUAUCAAAGCAUGCUUCUAAAAUAGAGAGCAAGAAUAAGAACAAGACUUCAAAUAAAACAGGGACCUUAAAGGGUCCUAAGGAAUUCGCUACUGGCAAGAAUGAGAAAGGAGAGCGAAUUUGCUUCACUUGUGGUAGCACCGAGCACCUUGCUAACUACCAUAAGAAGGACAAUAAGAGAGACACUGAGAAGAAGAAACUGAGUGUUUAUAUUGUCAAAACAGCCAGCCGAAAGAAAGGUCAUGAGCGAAUGGCUAAGCAGACAUGGGACCUUUUAGACUCAUCGGAAAAACGAGGUACCCCAAGCUAUGGCACUGUUGAUAGAGCUCUAGAGGACGCUCCACUACUCCUUGAAGAACAAACAUUGGGUGAGAUUGGAAUUGAUAUCUCCUUACGAGCAAAGGAAGCUGGUGGCAAUCAAUGGCAGUUCCGCUUGCCUGCUGGCAAUGAUUUCAUUGAGUACUAUGUUAGGGUUGAAUCAGCGAAGGCAUUCCGGAAGCAACUGAUAAAAGGGCCGAAGAUAUACGCACUUAUAGAUCUGCUCUACCCAUUGUCACGGGCGGAACUAGAAGUCCUACAAUACUACCUCCAAGAGAACCUCAAAAAGGGCUUCAUUAGACCAUCUAAAAGUCCAGCUGCAUCACCGAUCCUAUUCGUACCAAAGAAGGACGGUACACUGAGACUCUGUGUUGAUUAUCGAGGCCUUAACAAAGUCACCAUUAAGAACCGAUACCUGUUGCCAUUGAUGGGCGAAAUACUGGACUAUAUAAAUGGCGCGAAAGUGUUUAGUAAGAUUAAUUUGAAGGAUGCGUACUAUCACAUUAGAAUCCGGCCAGGAGACAAGUGGAAGACAGCAUUCCGCACGCGCUAUGGCCACUAUAAGUACUUGGUGAUGCUAUUUGGGCUGACAAAUGCACCAGCGGCAUUCCAAGGUUACAUCAACCAGGCCCUAAGAGGGUUGGUUGACGACUUUUACAUCAUAUAUCUAGACGAUAUCCUAAUCUUCUCUAAGACGAAGGAAGAGCAUACAGAGCAUUUGAGACUCAUAUGUGAACGGCUACAAACAGCCGAACUAUAUGCAAAACCCUCGAAGUGCCAGUUCUAUCAGAAUAAAAUAGAGUUCUUAGGCUUUAUUAUCAAUGACCAGGGAGUUAAGAUGGAUCUAGAAAGAGUCCAAAUAAUUAGUGAGUGGAAGGAACAUCCACCAGGGUUGUACCAGGAUAUUCAAGUGUUCCUUGGGUUCUGUAACUUCUACAGAAGGUUCAUCUAA